AUCAAUAAAACAUGACAAAAUUUCAACUGUUUCAUGUCAAGACACAAUAUUCGACGACGUUACAGGCAGGUAAUAACUGAAAAAUUCCAACUCGUACGAAAUCAUCGGUACUAAAAUAUUUAUUUACCCAGCUGUCGAAAAACGCAUUUUUCCAACCAACGAAUCCUUCAAAGACACGUCUUUAAAAAUUUAUACGAGCGAUGCCAAUAAAUCCAAAAAACAGACUUUAAUCACAUGAUCAGAAUAACUACAAUAUGAAUACAAAAACAGCCUACUCCCUGUACGAUUUCUUAUUACUUCAUUGAUUUUUAGUUUGGACCGACUAGAAAGAAGAUUGUGUAGUAGAAUUCCUUCAAAUUCAAGAAUAAGUAUAAUCCAAAAUGAAAGCUUUUCGCGCAUUAUUAUUGUUCGUGGCGUAUGUCAGCGUUGAUUCUCACUAUUGCGAUCCUUUAGCAGCAGACACUUAUAAGAAACCUGGCGCUGAUCCAGACAAAGGUGACCAGCACAUUCCGUUGGGUGCUUUCUUACGCUUACCAAGGGCUCGCUAUUUUGUUUCCCACGCAACUUUAAGUAAACUGCCAAAGGCCAAUAGCUUUUGUAGCGCUACUUCACAUGGAGAAGAAUGUGGUGCAAUAGAAUUUUUCCGAGAAAUAACAGAUGGUCCUGACGAUCCAACAAGUGAAAAAGGAGCGAAUAAACUCAAAUUUAACACCGUUUUCGUAGGAGUCAAAGAAGAAGAAACAGAAGCUGUCGAAUAUACCGUGCUAAUGAACGGAAUUGACGAAGAUGAUUAUAUUAUCCAAGCCGAUCCAAACGUAGCUAUCCAAGCUGUUCGAAUUCAUAAAGAUGGUAGAAGAGUCGACAUCGAAGAGGAAAAUAUUCCACCCGAAAUUAUAGAAUCAUUGAGAAAGCCAUACGGUUUGUUUCACUCCGAAGAACACAGUUUUACUGUAUACUGUACAUGCGAUGGCACAACUAUUUGGGUAUCGUAUUCCCGGAAAUACAUUGAGAAAGGGAAACUCCUCGAAAAAGACCCUGCACUGGACAUAGUCUUGGAAAACCUGAAAGCUCGUGCUUGGGAAAUCAGAAAGGAGGCCGGUAUAGAAAAAGAAGAACCUGAAAUUCGAGGUAUUCCAACCAUUAUAAAGAAUGAAAAUUUCUACAAAAUGAUUCCUGUUCCUUGAAGCUCCGCGCAAAUCUUAAGCAUUUUCAGUCUUCUUUUUAUUUCUAAGUACACACCUAUUAUUCAUUUAAGUUAAUUUUCACCGUCUGAUAUGUAUUUCGCAGUUUAUUAUCUAGAUUGGUUUAUAUUUUUAAUUAGGUUCCUUUUCUCGUUUUAUCUAUACGUAUUAUUGUAAACGUGAUGGCGUUUUAAAUUACACAGUGUGAUGCAGUU
Messenger RNA from Planococcus citri (citrus mealybug), 1396 nucleotides. RefSeq lists its product as uncharacterized. The coding region runs from base 381 to 1184 and encodes 267 amino acids. The record is from RefSeq and is a predicted model, not a curated record. The transcript has 8 exons. NCBI's taxonomy places the organism in Eukaryota, Metazoa, Arthropoda, Insecta, Hemiptera, Pseudococcidae.